AUGACGGAGUCAUUGGCCAAGAUAUCUUCAAUGUUGGAAUCCGCUAGGGAUUUGACUAUUGAAGUGGCUGCGUCUGCCUCGUCAAGGCUCUCGGAAACACCAAGUGCGUUGAGACCUAAAGAGAUUUCUAAAUUAUUGAAUUCUAGAAUAGACAGAGACAAUCUAAGCGGCAUGAAGUGUGUGAUAUCUUCAAUAGCAAGAGGAGAAGAUGGUUUGCCCUACUUUGCUGAUGUUGUUAAGAAUAUAACUUCUGCAAACAGCAAGGUAAAGAAUUUAGUCUUGAUAUAUCUUACGAGAUACGCAGAGGUGGAACCUGAUACAGCACUCUUGUCGAUUAAUUCCAUCCAAAAAUCUUUGAAUAAUAAGAAUCCAAUUGACAGAGCUAGUGCCAUUAGAUCAAUGGCUGGUAUCAGGAUUGCAUCUAUAGCUCCAAUAUUGCUGUUAUGUAUUAAGAGAACCAUUUCUGAUCCCUCUCCAUUAGUACGAGCAUCAACCGCAAUUGCUAUUGGGAAAGUUUAUGACAUGGAAAACACGAAGAAGAAACAAUUGUUGGAAUAUUUAUCGAAAUUAUUAGCUGAUAGCAAUUCGCAAGUGGUUGGAACUGCUCUUAAAACAUACUUUAAAGUUAUGCCUUAUUUGAAAUCGUAUAAUAAAAAGUGGGAGCCAAUACAUGGGAACUUUCGUCGCUUUUGUAGUAUUAUCAGUGACUUAGAUGAAUGGAGUCAAUCUUUUAUGAUUGAAAUUUUAACAGAAUACUCGAGAAUAUUUUUACCCAGACCAAAGCUUUAUUUGAAGAAUGAUUCUAGUCAAGUAAUUGACCUACCUGACGAUUAUUCGAAAAUUCCUUAUCAUGAGUAUGACGUAACAAUGGAUAAAGAUCUUCAAUUGUUUGUUGAUUCAUUGAAACCGUUGAUAUACUCCAGGUCAGAAUUCGUUAUUUUGAGUAUAUCGAAAGCAAUAUUUUCAUUGACACCUCCACGCAUCUAUAAAGAACUUCAAAUAGACGUUGCUCUAGCUCGAUUAGCAUGUUCAAUGAAUAAUAUUGAGGUUUCAUUAUAUGCCCUACAAACGAUUUCUUUAAUAUCCUUGAGUGACCAAACUAUCUUUUCACCUCAGUUUAAAAAGUUUUAUGUAUACCCUAUGGACCCAAUUCCAAUUGCCAAAAUAAAGUUACAAAUCUUAUCAUUGUUAGCGAAUGAAGAUAAUGUGAAAUAUAUUUUUGAAGAAUUAAAGUAUUACUCAGUUAAUUCAAUGGAAAAUAAGAUUGCUAAUGAAUCUAUUAGGGCCAUUGGUAGCUGCUCACAAAUAUCCCCGUAUUGGAAUGAGAAAAUAUUGAAGUGGUGUUUGAAACAAAUAAGAGUUGCAGGUGGUUCAUCGUUGAAUGAACUACUAACUGUUAUUAGAUAUUUAAUACAACAAAAGCAAAACUUUAUGGACGAGAAGGAAAAGCAAGAUAUAAUUAAAAGCAGUUACAGAUUAUCAUUAGUAUUACAAGAUCAGAGAUCUAAUUUGGAAAGUGAUGCGAAAGCUAGUAUUAUAUGGAUAAUUGGAGAAUUCACCGAAGCAGCCAACAAUACUAUAGGACCUGAUGUGCUACGAUUAUUAAUAAAAACGUUUGCAUUCGAAUCAGAGGUAGUUAGAUAUCAAACACUAGUAUUAUCUGCAAAAAUUCUAUCUUUUGAAUUAGACAAAGUUAAGAAUGAAGUCGGUGAUGAUAAUUACCUGGCAAUUGAAGAAUUUUUACAAGAGAAUAUUGUAUCUCAAAUGUUUCAACAUGUCUUACAAUUAGCAAAAUAUGAUCCUUCAUAUGAUACGAGAGACAGGGCUAGAAUGUUUAACGUUUUAUUAAAUACUGGCAGUAAGCAAUCUCAGUUGGCUUCAUUGUUUUUACGUGUUCCUAAACCUGUUCCAUUAUCAACAUUAUUUUCAAAACGAAUUAAUACAGAUGAAGUAUUGACUACCAAUAUAUUGAUGAAAUAUUUCGAUAUAAUAGAAUGGGCUGACCCCUCAACGCACCCGCCACCUUCAAUAAGAAAGGUCGCACCUAUUCAGUCCAAUAAUUUAGGCGGGAAAAUUGUAUCUAUUUCGUCAUCAUCAAUGCAAAAUAAGUCCACUUCUCCUGAACCACUAUCGGAACAUGCGAUUUCUUCUCGACAAUACCAGAAUAGUAAUGUUGAUAAAAUAAUUCCUAAACCAGUAUAUCAGUUACAAAGUCUUGACGAAUUCUUUGGAAGUGAAGAGGAAGAGAGUGAGGAAGAGAGUGAGGAAGAGAGUGAGGAAGAGGAGAGUGAUGAGGAAGAGAAUGAAGACGAAGAUAGCGAAGAGGAAGAGGGUAACGAAGAAGAACAUGAAGAAGAUGUUGAGAGUGGCAGUGACGGAGAUGGUAGUGAAAAUGAUUACUUACAGAAACCUGACGCUGAAAAGACUACUGAAGGAACACCAUAG
This is a messenger RNA of Debaryomyces tyrocola, 2445 nucleotides long. Lineage: Eukaryota; Fungi; Ascomycota; Pichiomycetes; Serinales; Debaryomycetaceae. The record is from the annotation of a GenBank genome assembly.